Cricetulus griseus (Chinese hamster) is the source of this 966-nucleotide messenger RNA. The record is from RefSeq and is a predicted model, not a curated record. NCBI's taxonomy places the organism in Eukaryota, Metazoa, Chordata, Mammalia, Rodentia, Cricetidae.
AUGAGUGACAGAGCUGCGGCAAGGCGGUGGGGUAAGUGUGGACGUUCGUGCAGUAGAGACAGGAUCAUGGUGGCUUUCAAAGGGGUCUGGACACAAGCUUUCUGGAUCGCCGCAGAAUUUUUAGCCAUGCUUAUCUUCGUUUUGCUCAGCCUGGGAUCCACCAUCAACUGGGGGGGCUCAGAAAACCCCUUACCUGUGGACAUGGUCCUCAUCUCCCUUUGCUUUGGACUCAGCAUUGCCACCAUGGUGCAGUGCUUUGGCCAUAUCAGUGGUGGCCACAUCAACCCUGCUGUGACAGUUGCCAUGGUGUGCACAAGAAAGAUCAGCAUUGCCAAGUCAGUCUUCUACAUCGCUGCCCAGUGCCUAGGGGCCAUCAUUGGAGCUGGUAUCCUCUACCUGGUCACACCUCCCAGCGUGGUGGGAGGCUUGGGAGUCACCACGGUUCACGGAAACCUUACUGCUGGCCAUGGACUCCUGGUGGAGUUGAUAAUCACAUUCCAGUUGGUGUUCACUAUUUUUGCCAGCUGUGAUUCCAAACGGGCUGAUGUUACUGGUUCAAUAGCUUUAGCAAUUGGAUUUUCCGUCGCAAUUGGACAUUUGUUUGCAAUCAAUUACACCGGGGCCAGCAUGAAUCCAGCCCGAUCCUUUGGACCUGCAGUCAUCAUGGGAAACUGGGAAAACCACUGGAUUUAUUGGGUUGGCCCAAUAAUAGGAGCUGUGCUGGCAGGGGCCCUUUAUGAGUAUGUCUUCUGUCCUGACGUGGAGCUCAAACGUCGCCUCAAGGAAGCCUUCAGCAAAGCUGCCCAGCAAACCAAAGGGAGCUAUAUGGGAGUGUAGGACAACAGGAGCCAAGUGGAGACUGAAGACUUGAUUCUGAAACCCGGGCUGGUGCACGUAAUUGACAUUGACCGAGGAGAAGAGAAGAAGGGGAAAGACUCAUCUGGAGAGGUAUUGUCUUCGGUAUGA